UGCGCCGCUAGCUCAGAGAACAUUUUGUUGAACAAAACCGUUAGUGAUACCGUCCAGCGAUAUUCGCUUGUAGUAUUUAUUAAAACAUUUAAAUCGUAAAUAAUAAAUAUGUCAGAAGCCUUCUUUGACGAAUACGACUACUACAACUUCGACCACGACAAACAUAUAUUCACCGGGCACGGAGGCAAACAGCGCACCAAGAAGGAGGCGAGUGAACACACAAACCACUUCGACCCGUCCGGCCAUUCCAGAAAGAUCGUUACGAAGUUGGUCAACACUGAGAACAACAAGAAGGCCGCAAACAAACAUUAGAUGGACUGAUACAAAGAGAAGACUAUGGCUUGCAGAAGGAUAACCGAAUUGCCGAACGAAAGGAGGACGUUAUGGAGAAUACCCGAGGAAAGUGCGGGUCGCUCGUCGUCUCAGAGAUCAAUGGAACACCCAAGGCGAUUCUUGUUCACUCAGGGCUUCUACUUCGCUCAUCACUCAAACAGGUUACGUUGUAGAUUGCGACAAAGCCAGCGAGCCGGCCAGUAACGCGCCGGCUACAUCUAUUUUGGACCUAACACCGUUCCAGUGACUGAUCUCGAAUAUUGGGCUUGUUGUAAAGCUCAGAACUGCUGUGUUAUUAUUCCUAGUUAGAUUAUUAUAAGUUAAUUUUGUAUCUUUAACUGAGGUACACAAAGGACUGUAAUAAUUAUUUUAAGGCUAAUAAAAAAUAUAGUUACUA
Manduca sexta (tobacco hornworm) is the source of this 730-nucleotide messenger RNA. RefSeq names its product nuclear protein 1. The record is from RefSeq and is a predicted model, not a curated record. The transcript has a single exon. Gene Ontology annotation, cellular component: nucleus. Bases 109 to 312 code for a protein of 67 amino acids. Gene Ontology annotation, biological process: negative regulation of cell cycle; regulation of transcription by RNA polymerase II; negative regulation of cell population proliferation. NCBI's taxonomy places the organism in Eukaryota, Metazoa, Arthropoda, Insecta, Lepidoptera, Sphingidae.